CCAUCCAGGAACUCGAGCAUUUGUUGUUGUCACUGAGCUAAGAUGGUGUUACAUGGAUCCUGGUGGCUUCUGGCUGGCUGUCUUCUGUCCUGGGAGCUUGGGAUUCUGGUCCACCAGUCAGAAUCACGGGCAAUAAUUGUGAGGAUCUUGUAUGACAACGAGCUCUCAUAUGCAGAUAAUGUCAUGGUUGAAAACUCAGUGGCUGUAAUUUACAUCCUGCCUCUGGAGCGUCUGAAGAACCUGAUGGAGGAUAUGGAGAACAAGGACUUGAAUGCAAUUCUCCAAGUGUGUGAGCUUCUUGCUAAGGAUUCUAAUUUGUACCAAGUCUACAUAGAUGCUGGAUUCUUCAAAAGACCCCAGAUACUGAAAGAAUUGGUCAAGAGAUGUCCAAUAACUGCCAUGAAAAAUAUGAUCUCAGUUUCCAGCAGAUAAACAUUAAGGAUGAUGAAGCAACUUUCUGGCUAUCUUAAUCUCCAGUGCUAAACCCAACCCACAGCGAGUGCAAAGCAUUACAAACAAGGCUGUGCUCUGUAUGCCAUUUUGACCUCUUGAGUCACAACAUAACUGCAAAAGGCCAACCCUAUCUCAAAGAACUAGUCACUUGCUUAAAGUGCACAGCUCCCCUUCCUCUCUCCUCCUAGCUUGGUGAAAGGUUCCUACUCCGUAAAAGAGGCACACUUGCUUCGUGUGAGCUCCUCUCAGUUUCUCUGAAAUAAACCCACCUGCAUUUGA
Mesocricetus auratus (golden hamster) is the source of this 732-nucleotide messenger RNA. Its product is annotated as palmitoyl-protein thioesterase 1-like. The record is from RefSeq and is a predicted model, not a curated record. The transcript is spliced from 5 exons. Bases 43 to 432 code for a protein of 129 amino acids. NCBI's taxonomy places the organism in Eukaryota, Metazoa, Chordata, Mammalia, Rodentia, Cricetidae.